Calidris pugnax (ruff) is the source of this 7175-nucleotide messenger RNA. It is a transcript of the gene TMEM229B, whose product is annotated as transmembrane protein 229B. NCBI's taxonomy places the organism in Eukaryota, Metazoa, Chordata, Aves, Charadriiformes, Scolopacidae. The transcript has 3 exons. The coding region runs from base 2418 to 2921 and encodes 167 amino acids. The record is from RefSeq and is a predicted model, not a curated record.
CGUAAGUAACCAGUUCCUGAUUAGGAAUUUGCUUUCUUUUUUGUUUGCUUGUUCUUUGUAUUCUUGUUUGAUGAAUGCUGGUGCUAAAUUAUGCUAACGUGUGGUCUUCAGCCUGCUGACACCAGGAAUGUUGGUGUCUGUGUUAGAGGAAUGUUCAGAGUAUGGGCAAGUGCUGUUUUACAGCAGUGACAGGGAAGCCUGGAUCUGGCCUGAUUGUGGAUUUUUAACUGUUUCUGUAUACGUAGUUGAAUGCUCAUACCACUGUUGUUGGCUUUAUGUUUUUUCCCCUACAAACAUUACACCUUUUUAAUCUUGAGUAUUUCAACACAGAAGGUUCAUUUAUCUACAAAAAAAAAAAAAACCACCACAAACCAAAUCCCCUUUUCUGAACAGCUUAAGCGUUGUAUUAACCAUAUGAGCUUUAAGGUCAGACCUUUACCUUCAGCUCUACCUGUCUGCUCAUGUGUGUUGUAACACAGUCUUUGCUAAUGAAGAGUUUCGUCAGCGCUUUCUUCCAAGUGUAGAUACAUGUGUAACUAAGGGAAUGGUUUCUUCAGCACUUUUAAGUUCACAGAAGGGAAGAUUUUUGUGAAAAAGGAACUUCUUCCUGCUGGUGAACCAGAUCAAGGAAGGUGAUAUGGCUGAGAACCAACAGGCUUUUUGGGGGUAGCACUGAAAGGGCUGAUGAGUUCCUUAGUCUCCCUUGCUGUGGUGCCCCGUGGGUGGCCUGUGCUGGUGCCAGGGAAGGGGCUGAAUUGAGCGGGACUGUGUUGCCCUAAAGUUAGGUUGGCUUGAAGCCUUUUGUAAUGUUCUAACUGGUGCAGUGAAGAAGUUGGGAGUACGUUGCAGUUAUUUGUUUUGUGUGGUUUUGUUCCUCGCUCCUUUACAAAGCAAAUUACAGAUCUGACUGAAGAAAAGUGUUCUCAGCGUUGCGAUUCUAGGGAAAUGCUUUAUAAAAAUUUGUUUGUGUGCAUCUGAUAAAUAGUUCAGUAGAAACCUAUAUCCAACUGUGACAAAAUACAUACAAUGAAAAUAGAACACAUGCAACUAAUUUUCAGUAACAUACAUUUUACAAUAAUUUAUACCAGAGCUAGCUAAUGACCGAGUUCUUUCCCAAUUUGAUGUACAAAUACCUAGCUGUUAAAUUAUUUCUCAAUAGAUGCAAGCCUCAGUUCAUAGGCAGAAGGUGCUAAAUGUGUCUCUGUAAUACCCAUGUUACAUUGAUUUAAUUAGUGGUUUUAUGCUAUUCAUCACUCUGUUAAUCUUGGUGGGAAGGUUUUGUUGGGUGAGGAUUAGUUAUUUAAUCUGCAUUUUUAAGUGGAGUGUUUUUGUUGUUUAGUGUUAUCUAAAUAAAAACAGUGUAGGUUGAUUUUGUUUUUUAAGGAAAGCAUGCCUCUGGAAUUCCUGUUGGACUUUGGUGUUCAAAAUCUCUGUGAUUCAUUAGGAUACUGUGAAGAUCCCAUUUGUUACACAGUCUGACACUCUUCUUGCUCUGUAACUUCUUCACAUGCAACUAAUCCAGAAAAAUGCUAUGUAUAGACAAGCCCUCGGAGUGUAAGAUCUGUGAGGCUGACGCCAGUACGAUGUUAGAUAUUUGUGUGUUGGAGCUGGCACCUUGAGGUGUGACUUCUGGGAAAACCGGGAGCGUGGCAUCCUAAACGUGAGCGCUUGAAGAGAAAGAGCAGUAUAGCCCAAGGUGAUGGGCUCUGCUUGCUCGGGUCACGCAGCCCAACACGGAGGGGAAAGGCAGUUGGGUCACCAGAGCCAGGGGAAGAGGCAGUGACAGUGACCUCAGGAACAGGCUGGGGUGGCACGUGGGUGGCAGUGGCAAGGACUUGCUUAUGAAGGCCACGCUCUGUCCCGGAGUGAGGAAGGGAGAAAUGUGAUUGGAGAAGAGAGGAGUAGAGGAGGUGGAGGAGAUAGGGAGGCAACAUUAGGAGAGGGAGGAUGGGGAGGAAAAGGAGCGAGCAGUGAGGAUUGCUUCAAAAACUGGGGUAUCAGCCAGGAAAAUAGAAGUAAAACACUUUCUGGUAGACCCUUCAAGGGUUAACCAAGCUCUUGGCUCAGAUGGUAGAGUGAGGAACCUUUGGUCACUGGCUCCAGUGAAGCUGCUCUGUGUGUUUGCUGUGGCCGGGAUCCAGGAGGACAGGGAAGAGACAGAAGGCUCAGCCUCACCAGAGGAGAGGCAGCUGCCAGGGAGCCGCCCUGGGUGAGGAGCAGGAAAGCUGUCUGGUUGGUGUAUUAGCUGUCGGUCACACGCACCUGGUCUGAAAACAGCUGGUGUCUGAAACGGCUUGGACCUGCUGGAGGCAACUCGAUUGACCCGCGGAUGCUGUGAACCAGGAGCUGACCGAAAAGUGGGAGAGCUCCAGGAUUCCUCCCCGGAAAAGAGUGCCUGCUGGGGUGUGUGCAGAAGAAUGGCUGCGGCAGAACCUCUGACCGCUUUCUCCCGAUGGUACCUCUAUGCCAUUCACGGCUAUUUCUGUGAGGUGAUGUUCACAGCUGCCUGGGAGUUUGUGGUCAACUUUAACUGGAAGUUUCCGGGUGUUACCAGUGUGUGGGCGCUCUUCAUCUAUGGCACCUCCAUCCUCAUUGUGGAGAAGAUGUACUUGUAUCUCAAAGACAAGUGUAACAUUUUGGUGCGCUGCUUCAUUUAUACACUUUGGACAUACCUCUGGGAGUUCACCACCGGGCUGAUCCUACGCCAGUUCAAUGCCUGCCCAUGGGACUAUUCCCAGUUCGAUUUUGACUUCAUGGGCCUGAUCACCCUGGAGUAUGCCAUCCCAUGGUUUUGUGCUUCUUUCAUCAUGGAGCAGCUGGUGAUCAGAAACACCCUGCGCUUACGAUUCGAUGAGACUGCUGAGCCGGGGGCCCCCACUGUCCCUGUGGCCUUGGCCAACGGCCAUGUGAAGACUGAUUGAGCAGUGAGUGACUCAGAACCUCGCUUAGCAAUCUAAGAGAGCCUAGACCUCUACCAUGAACUGUCAGCUCUGGCUCUCAGGUACUGCUCCUUGCUGUAUGAUAAGAUUCAUAAACCCCAUUUUUCUAAUGGAGGUGUGCAUGGGAUAUACCAGAAAAAAAGUGGAACCAAUAGAUUUUCUAUGGAUUUUACUCUUUGGGCUCCAAGGACCAAUAUCAGUUACUUGUUAGUUAGGUCAUUUCUGAUUUUAACUUAUUACAGAUGAAAGCAGUCCUUUUGCUUACACUCUUAUGUGUAGAAAGAAGAAAAAGAAAUGCUAUGGUGGAAAUGCAUACAAAAAGAAAAAAACCUAAUUAGUGGAUGGGCAUGGACACGCCAGCUAAGUUAGUGAUUGGCUUACUCCAUUAGGCAAUAUUCAGGUGCUUGCUUGCAACCAAUACCUCCCGUGGGACCUGAGAUGCUGCAGGAACAAGGAAAAUCCAUCUGCUGUUGAGAAGAACCUAAGACUGGCAGUCUGCUGGGGAGGUAGAUGGUGUUCCCCUUGUGAGGUCCCAUUGGCCUCUCCCCAGGUUCUUUGUUGCACCAUGAAAUAAUCUGGUGCUGGACAUCUUGCUGACUUUAUACAGAUCUUGUACUUUUUGAAAUCUCAGUCCUGAUACUCACUAGAAUUUUUUUUUUCUUUUUUUUUUAAUAAAGGCCUUUUUUGCCGAGUGAAUUUUACCAUAAUCUGUGCAAUCUGAAUCUUGGCAAAAGGCACAAGAAAAUAGCAUAAGUCUUCCCAUCUCCUCUGUCCCCCCAAAGCAGACCUGGCCUGAGGGUCUGCUGGAGAUUCCAGCUCCCAUCUCAGCCGUGCAAACCUUGUAGAGACUGUACAGGCCACAAGAGUUUUCUGCCUUCCUUUCUAGGGAUUCCUCUGUUUCUGGUGAUGUUGAUGACUUAGUCUGGCUGCAACCCAUUGUAUUUGGAGGUCAGAACCUUCAUGUGGCUAACAUGGUAUCCAAGAUUCGGUCCUCUGGCACUGACUCUCACCUUCCUUCAGUACUGGCCGGUCUUGGCUCAGUUCUGCCCAGUGUUCUCCUCAGUGUAUCGAGAGGAUUUGCUUUUUCUUCCCAAAUUCUGCUUUAAGUAACCACAGCCAUAUUGACAUGACAAUAAUUGCAGGCAGCAAGAGAUAUGCCAUGCUGCCUGCUUCAUUAUUUAAAAAAAAAAAAGGCAGUUUGAAAUUUAACCUACUGGGGACACUUGAGAAAUAGAGGGGAAGUUGUAGCGCAGGGAAAGUGCUUGAUAGUGGCAGCCACAGGUUCAUAAUUCAUUCUGGCAAGUCUUGGCUUUUGAAGAGCAACUAACAUGGAGCUUCCAGCUGUCAGAUGUAUCUCACUCCUAACUGGUUUAUGAGGAAGUUUGCUUUAGUUGCCCUGCAGGACCAGGUUAAUUUCAGGUGUUCUUCUACCAUAGUCAACAGAGCUGCACCAGGGGUCAGUUUGGCUUGAAAUGCAAAUGUGUUGGUGUGGUUGUGGGAUCCACUCCUGUGUUGGAAAUGGCUGGGCUAUUUCUGUGUGGGUCGCUCGCCUCUGGUGGGGACUGCUCAGCUGAGAACUUGCUCCUUGCCCUCGGGCAUCCAUUCCUGAGGGGGAGAAACAUUCCUGGCUCUGUAAGGAGAAUUGCUGGUUGGUUCUGCUCUUCUGAAGGCAGUGUUAAUCCUUCUUGUGUCACACAGGGCAAUUAUUGUAUUCCUCCCCCUUCUCACAUGGCAUCCGUUGCUGGCAAUGGACACACGAAAACUCCAGCAGCAAGGAGUUAAUCAAAUCUGCCCUGGGGUAUGUAAUGUCUCCUGAAACACCCAGAAUACUUACUUGGGUAUUUAGAGUUCCCUUUUUAUAGUUCAUUAAAUUAAAAGAGAACAAACACUGAACAGACUACUUUUUUUCCAUGCUGUGAUGCCAGUAUUAUGAAAUCAGAGGAGCAGUAUGUAGUUUGUCAGUCUUGAUGGUCUUGGCCAUGUAGAUCCAGGCAAAAUAGUCACCUGACACUGCACAUGGGGUAAAAAAGAGAUGAGAUUUUUAUGUGUGAUAAUGUAGAUGAGCUCUACUGGACCAGAACGAGAAUUGCAAAGUGCAGGUGAGAGUUGGGAGCUCCCCAUUUUGGCCCCAGUUCUGUCAGAAUCACUAAACACAGCGUCUAAAGCUGGGUUGUCCUCUCACAGCUUAGCUUAAUUGUGGUGGUGUCCUGCACCACCCCUGCCUCAUUGAAACCCUGAGCCUUCAUAGGCUGCAUCCUUAGGAGCCCUGCUUUCUCCUUAGCUGUUAGAAAACUCUAAAAAGGGAAAAGGAGUUAGCAACGUGGUCUGGUGACUCCCAGCUGCAGCUGGCACUGGGGGAGGAGUGACUGGUGCACAGUCACUUUAGAAGCUCCCCACUAACUGACACUGGGUUUGCUCUGUGAUGUAAUAUUUAGAUGCUGAAAUUAUGGAGGUGUCAUGGUUUAAUACCAGCCAGUAACCAGGACUGUGCAGCCGCUCGCUCACUCCCCCCAGCUGGGAUGGGGGAGAGAAUUGGAAAGGUAAAAAGUGGGGGAAAAAAGCUUGUGGGUUGAGAUAAGGCCAGUUUAAUAGGUGGAGCAAAACCCACACGUGCAAGCAAAGCAAAACAAGGAAUUAAUUCACUGCUUCCCCUGGACAGGCAGGUGUUCAGCCAUCUCUGGGAAAGCAGGGCUCCAUCACUUGUAAGAGUUACUUAGAGGACAAACACCAUCGUUUCAAACAUCUCCCUUCUUCCUUUACCUUCCCCAAGCUUUAUAUUGCUGAGCAUGGUGUCACGUGGCAUGGAAUAUCCCUUUGGUCAGUUGGGGUCAGCUGUCCCAGCUGUGUACCCUCACAACUCUUUGUGCAUGCCCGUCCUGCUCACUGGUGGGGCAGUGGGAGGAGCAGAAGAGCCCAUGACUGCUCAGCAACAAACUAAAACCACCAGUGCACUAUCAACAGUAUUUUUUUAUCCCAAAUGCACUACACCAGCUGCUAGUGAGAAGGUUAACUCCAUCCCAGCUGAAACCAUGACAGGAGCGUUUCCCAGCAGCAUCUUACUCCAUUAUCCUUAUUGCCUGUGCCACCGUAACAGCUGUUGUAGUCUGCUUUCCACUGAUGUCUGACAGGUACCACCAGCUAUUGCAUCCUCAUAGAGUGGUAAUUUACACCCAGAAGUGCACUUUACUUGCAGCUUGCACACCAGAAACAGAAAGGGACCCGGCAAAUUCUUAAGUCAAUUAAAAUAAUUAUACGAAAUACCAUGUACCUAAUGCAGCAGGAUUAGUCAGACUUCUCCUUUCUGAGAAACAUGGCUACAGUCAGAGCUUUGUCUUUUCUGCAAGAUCUCCCUUUUUAAUACAUGUGAUGCUUCUUAUAAUGUCUUACAGAAGUGCCCAGAGCACAUUACCCGGGUCUCAGUGGCAGCUCGGCGAGAGCUCGGGAGCUGGACUGAUGUAGAGACAUUGACGUAAAGAAGAAAAAACGCACAAGGCCUAACAUUUGUUUGUAUGUGUAUCUUCCUCGGUAGAUUAAAGUUGCCUGUUUUGAGUUCACCAGCAAUAAAGAAACCUUGUGAUUUGUCUACCUUGUCCUAACUGCAGCAAGGAGACAGUGGCCCAUUGCUGCUUUUUUUUUUUUCUUUUUCUGUUUUUUUUUUUUCCCUGGUGGGUGGUGGGAUACAGGCUCCAGUUACCCCGAUUUUCCAGUUUUGCCUCCCUUCUCUUGCUUCUCUCUUGUACGGUCCACCCUAAAGGAUUGCAGAGCACGGGAUGAAAUACAGAGUCUGGCGUCCUGCACCCAGGAGAUGGUUGAAGCGUUACCGUGAUGUCUGUUCAUCCUCCGCAGAUCUUGCCAGAGGGAGAUGGUUGACUUUCAGCAGGACCAGACUGCGCUUUGGUCUUCGGUGUUAUAAUUGAGAGAAAUGUGUACAUAUGUACAAGGUACUAUUGCGCCUUUGGUCUGAGUGCAUUUUGUAAUUAAAGCAGAAUAAUCCAAUCAAGGUUUUGCUCGACUAGUCCUGUGACUAUAAAAGGUAAAAAGACUGCAGGGCUUUAACUGCUUUGAGAAUUGGGAAGCGGGUGGCUGCAGUUCUCCCGAGUUCAAUAGCAUUGUGCUGCUGUUGACUGGUUUUCUGAAACCUGCUCAGAAAGAAAGGGGAUUUCUUCGUUCAUGGGAACUUCUGCCCUUUCUGUACUAUGAAUAAAACAUGAGCCACCUCUAAGAUGUGAACUGAAA